AUGGCAAGCGCCGGGUCCUCAGGCUCUGGCGGAGCUCCCCCGGGCACAGUCAACCUCGCUUCUCUCUCCCUCCCCCAACUCCGUUCCCUCCAGACCCGCCUUACCUCCGAGCUGGAACACCUGACUUCCUCCCACGCGAAGCUGCGCGCCGCGCAGUCUAAGUUCCGCGACUGCGUCAACUCGAUUAACGAUGGCGUGGUCGGGUCCCAGAAAAAAGGCACCAACGGUUGCGAUGAGCUCCUGGUGCCUUUGACCAGCUCACUCUAUGUCAAGGGCCGGUUGACGGAUCGAGAGAAGGUGCUUGUUGAUGUUGGAACUGGUUUCUACGUUGAGAAGACCACGGAGAAGGCCAUUGCUUUCUAUAAUGACAAGGUGAAGGGCCUGGAUGACAACCUGCAGGAACUGGAAAAGAUUGUCCAGGGCAAGAGCUCGCAACUGCGCAUUGUCGAGGAAGUCUUGCGACAGAAGAUGCUGAGUGGCGAAGCAGUCCCGGCGCAGACUGCCGGUGCGUCGGCGGGCUAA
Molecule: messenger RNA, 522 nt
Organism: Penicillium macrosclerotiorum
Lineage: Eukaryota; Fungi; Ascomycota; Eurotiomycetes; Eurotiales; Aspergillaceae
Product: prefoldin subunit 5
Exons: 4
Coding region: 1-522 (173 amino acids)
Biological process (GO): regulation of DNA-templated transcription; protein folding
Cellular component (GO): cytoplasm; prefoldin complex
Source: RefSeq, a predicted model, not a curated record